Molecule: messenger RNA, 4627 nt
Organism: Rhineura floridana
Lineage: Eukaryota; Metazoa; Chordata; Lepidosauria; Squamata; Rhineuridae
Gene: LOX
Product: lysyl oxidase
Exons: 7
Coding region: 391-1698 (435 amino acids)
Biological process (GO): peptidyl-lysine oxidation
Molecular function (GO): protein-lysine 6-oxidase activity; copper ion binding
Source: RefSeq, a predicted model, not a curated record
GUGUAACUUUGAAAAUGUGCCAGAAAGUUUAAAAACUCCCUCCUCUGCUCCCCCGCCCAUCCUCCUCUCCCUCCCUCCCGCUCUCUCUCCUGCCGCUUCAUUCCAGACACCAGCAAAAGCAGGAGGGAGAGACGGAUUCCUCAUUCCGGCGCCUCCUCUCCAAACCCAAUUCUGUGCAGAAGACAAUCUUGGGACGAACGAGAGAAGGAGGGAGAAGCCACCUUCUGCCUUUGCGUUUGCGUGCAAAGAAAAGCCUGUGACCUGCGUGAGGAAAAAGACAGCGGGGCAGCUGCAAGAGGAGGCGCUCCUGCUGGCUGGCUUUUUGUCCGGCAGCCCUCCCAGCCCACCGGCGCUCUGAGCGGGAUCUCCCUGGCUUGUGCUCCCGCCGCGAUGCGCCUCCUCUCCCGGCUGCCGGUCCUCUUGGGUCUUGCUCAGCUGCAGGCGUGCGUCUACUGGAGCUGCCUGCUGUGGAUGCCGGCGGGCGGGCUGCCGCCGAGGAACCCGCCGCCGCCCCUCCCUCCCGCUGUGUGGAGGCAAAGGAUUCAAUGGGAGAACAACGGGCAGGUGUACAGCCUCCUCAGCGUGGGCUCCCAGUACCAACCCCCUCGGCGUCGGCAUAGCGAGGAGCCCGCGCAGAGAGGCCACGUUUUGCUCCUCAGGGGCAACAGCACCACCCCGCGCAGACCUCAAGGGGCUGCUGCGGACGGAGGCACCGUCACCGCCAGAAGGCCGGCGGAGGCGCGACACUGGUUCCAAGCCGGCUACCAGCAGCCACCCAGCAAUAAUGGCGGCGGGGAGAGGGGACGGAGCACUGAAGCCGCCGGCAGAUCGCCCGGAGCGCCCCGGGGGAGCCUCCUCGAGAGCGCUUCCUCCAGGCCGGGCAACGGGAGCGGCCCACCUUCUCCGAGCAAUCUUCCACCGCCGCGUCGCGAAGACAGCAUGGUGGGAGACGACCCCUACAACCCUUAUAAGUACACAGACGACAACCCUUAUUAUAACUAUUAUGACACUUAUGAGCGGCCUCGACAGAACAGCCCCUACCGGCCCGGUUACGGCACUAGCUAUUUUCAGUACGGUCUUCCAGACUUAGUGCCCGAUCCCUACUACAUCCAGGCAUCCACAUACGUCCAGAGGACAUCCAUGUACAACCUGAGGUGUGCUGCUGAAGAAAAUUGCCUAGCAAGCUCAGCUUACAGGUCAGAUGUCAGAGACUAUGAUAGCCGAAUGCUUCUGAGAUUCCCUCAGAGAGUGAAAAACCAAGGCACAUCAGAUUUUCUACCAAGCAGACCACGAUACUCAUGGGAGUGGCACAGCUGUCAUCAACAUUACCACAGUAUGGAUGAAUUCAGCCAUUAUGACUUGCUUGAAGCAAGCUCCCAGAGGAGAGUAGCUGAAGGACACAAAGCAAGUUUUUGUCUCGAAGAUACUUCUUGCGAUUAUGGAUACUAUAGGCGAUUUGCAUGUACGGCACAUACACAGGGACUGAGUCCUGGGUGUUAUGACACAUACAAUGCUGACAUAGACUGCCAAUGGAUUGAUAUUACAGAUGUAAAACCUGGAAAUUACAUUUUAAAGGUUAGUGUAAACCCAAGCUACUUGGUACCAGAAUCAGACUACUCCAACAAUGUAGUACGUUGCGAUAUCCGCUAUACAGGUAACCAUGCAUAUGCAUCUGGUUGCACAAUUUCUCCAUAUUAAGAUGAAAGAAAAAAUAUGCAUCAGUGCCCAAGGUUUUGAGAUGAAAUUAGUUUAUAAACUGAGACAGGAUGUAAAAACUUCUGAAAACUAAAAAAGGACCAGAGUAUAUACAAUGAAUUUUAAUACGACUGAAGUAUUAAGACCUUCUUCAGAAUGAAUUUUGUUGCUCAAUUCAUGCGUUCAGCGUUUGAGGACAGUGGAAGAUUGGUGCUUUAUACACAGAAUUUCAAAUUCUACAAGAAGUUAACCCAUUCACAGAAAUGCCUUGUCUUUGACUGCUGGAAAUCAGUACAGUAUUUGUGAAUGAGCUUAAGGAACAAUUUAAAGGGUGUUCAUAUAGGCUGAGAUCCAAAGAGCUACUUUAGGUUUCAUCUGAAGGUUCAUGUAUGCCCAAUGGGAUCUUACACAUUUUAUUUUGAACAGCAGACACACCCACCCACUCCAUAUCACAAAACUACUUCUGACAUUCUCUUCCCCUUUGGAUGUUUCUUGCUGUAUGGCAAGGGGGCAUGGCACUGCUGUCCAAAGCCUUUUUGGGGUCAUAGAGUUAAUUUCACAAUUCUUUGGUUUGCAGCCAUAUAAUACAUAAAAAUGAGGAGGAGGAAAGAUCAGUGGUCAUGGGGCAAAAUCUGGACCCGCUGGGAAAAAAUGAAGUUCCAUUGGAACUAAAAAACCUAGCUUGAUACGUUUCUAUCCUUGGGACAAAAUGUAUUGUUCACAUUAAGAACGGUUAAUACUUAGUGUGUAGCAGUGCCUGUUAAUUACAUCUUUUCAUAUGAAAGGUAUUUACAUUUUAAAAGUAUUAGCAGGAAAGCAUCUUCUUAAACCCAAAGUAUAUUGAUAUUUUGACACAAGCUGUUUCUCAGAAUUAUGGAACACUGAGUUGCCCAUUUCCAAUGCUUGUUAAAGAUUGCUUUGCAUAUUUUCUUUCCUUCUGUAUAGCUCUAAAGAUUUUCAAUUACAAGUAUCAAGAAACUAUUCCCCAUUGAUAGAACUGGAGUAACUUGGAUUAAAGCUGAUAUAUACACUUGGCAGAACAAUUGGACUAUUUUCAAAGUUGACAUUGCCCAAUAUAUUCCAUUAUUUAGGGGAAAUUUAAAUUUAAUUUGGUUAGAUAAACAGAUAACAAUAUAAUCUAGUGGCAUCACAAAACAAGUCUUAUUUGUGAGGAGGGGGCUAAUGUAUGUUCUCCAUGAACACCGACUUUUAAACUGUUUAGGCACUUAGAAAGAAUGAAGUUUAAAAAAUUAUACUAACAUAAACUGAGUAGGCAGCAUAGUAAAUAAUACAGUAUUAUAUGAUAAUACCUGACAUGCAAGAUAGGACUACUAGUAGUUCAAGAGCCAAAUUUGUAAAUAAUCCAAGUUAAAAAAAUACAACUCCAAAUUGACAAUUGGUUGUUUAGGUAGAAGAAUUAUACCUCCUUUUGAUAAAACCCAAUUAAUGAAAUAGAUGAGGGUUCCCCCCCCCAAAAAACUGUGAAAUAAUUUCUAAUGGAGUCUUCCUUCCCACUACCAGCUUUCUGAAAGUCCCUAUAAAUAUUCAGUUGUUGGCUAUGCUUUGUUAGCUGUUGACAUCAAAAUUGCUGCACUUUGAGUGUAUUCCAUAUAUUAAAUACUGUAUGUAAAAAGUGAUACGCUAGAUGUGGGGAAUAUAAGGUCAUUUUCAAUCAUUGGAGGUAUAUGAUGGCUUGGAACAAUAUGCAAUUUUAGACCAAGAGUCAUCCAGACAACCUCCUCUGCUCCAUUAGUACUAGAAUUUGUUUAGUAUGUUUAAAUCAAAUGUUUGUCUUAUCUGGGGCAACAAGCCCAUCAUACUUUCUGUCUAGCCUGACAAGACCUGUUUCCCCCUUGCAGCUUGACAGUGCUUACCUCUUAUCUUUGAUAGCUCUCAAGGAUGUUGAACUAUCAUUCCUGGUCACCAUAUGCCAACAUUACACAUGAACAUACAACAUUUCAUUUGUCAACAACUAUAUUGUCUACACGAUAUACAUUCAAGCUACCAUGCCUGCCUAUAUGUAGGGUUUUUUUUUUUUUUUUAGUGUAUUAGCACCAGGAACAAUUGUGGCUGGUAUUGGGGAGCCAGUGACUACUGAGAGAAACAGGGGCUCAGGAAAGCUGAUGGCCCUAUGGUGGCAGCUCAAAGAGGUAGGAGUGGCCUACUUGCUGCAGUAUUUCCCAUUACAAAGUCUUGUUUUCCUUUACUGAAAAAAGUAUCUGCUGUUACUUGUGAACAGAAUUAUUUGACACUUUUGGAUUCAGGCCUUAGCCAAGAUUUACUUUGCCAAGAUUAGUCUAACAAAGAAAGUUACUAAUUCAUGAAGAUUCAUUGCAAUUUGGAAGAUUUUCUUGUGGUCCUUGGAACAUAUGAGAAAUUAAAUAGGCCACAUAUUUUGUGAGAAACGAAUCCUUUUGCAUUCUUACUGCAUGACACAGAAAACAGAAAUAUUUUCUUCACUUUUUUGGCUGUCUCAUAAUUUGGACUGUAGCACAGAAAAUGUUCCUAAUCCAACCAUUUCAGGUUCAAAUCUACAGGACUUCUAACGGUAAGCCAUCAUGAACAUUUUUUCAGUCAGCCUUUUUGUACAUUCUUAUAGGUUCAGUUGGACAUAAUAGAAGCUGUAUACUUAUUUCUUUAAAAGUGGUCUACCCUGUGCCUCACAUCAAAAUUAUUUCACAUUCCAGAUAUUAUAAAGGUGCUUACAUAUUUUAACUUGAAUUUGCUGUCAGGAAAUUUUAAGCAACCAAAUGUUAAAAAUUCAGUGAAGAGCCACUCUUUAUGCAAGGAAUUUCCCCCCCCAAAUAUACUUGUGAAAUCUGCAUCUUUCUCUGAGAGGUUAUUUAUAAUUAUCCAUACACUAGCUUUGUUUUCUUCAUUGCACUUCCAUAUUCUUGUUUUUAAUUCUUGUAUCGUGGUUGCAAAUUUAUGU